CUAAAAAUGUCUUUGGUAGUAAUUAUUUCUUUUCUAUUCUUUAUUGCGAUUAACGGGGUUUCUUCGUUUACUACAGCCGAGCGUAAUAGCAUUGAAAAACUAAUCAACAAUCAACGGUCUGCACUUGCAAAUGGAAAAAUGUCAAAUUUACCGCCGGCUUCAGAUAUGAAUAAAUUAAAAUAUUCAACAUUAUAUGAAGGAAUGGCACAAUCGCUAGCUAGAGAUUGUUCUAUGAAUAAUAUGGGUGGAGGAGUUAGUCAUUAUUCAACAGACAAAAUAAUACAAACUAAUGGUUAUUUAAUUAUUUUUUGA
Molecule: messenger RNA, 312 nt
Organism: Meloidogyne enterolobii
Lineage: Eukaryota; Metazoa; Nematoda; Chromadorea; Rhabditida; Meloidogynidae
Source: the annotation of a GenBank genome assembly